Molecule: messenger RNA, 4172 nt
Organism: Monopterus albus (swamp eel)
Lineage: Eukaryota; Metazoa; Chordata; Actinopteri; Synbranchiformes; Synbranchidae
Gene: mios
Product: missing oocyte, meiosis regulator, homolog (Drosophila)
Exons: 12
Coding region: 182-2818 (878 amino acids)
Biological process (GO): positive regulation of TORC1 signaling; cellular response to amino acid starvation
Cellular component (GO): cytoplasm
Molecular function (GO): protein binding
Source: RefSeq, a predicted model, not a curated record
GGAACUUUGAGUAGCUGACUGUCCUGGCACCACGGACAUGUUUAGGUGUAACGCACAACAUUCAAGUUGUUUCUGUACGGCGUGUUUAUGGCAAAUUGAAAUUUACUCGGUGAUUUAAACCAUUUGUAUGUGUGUUGUAGAAAGCAAAUACUCUUGACAUUCUUCUAGCUGCUUCUGAAUCAUGAGUGGCUCAAAGUCAGACAUCCUGUGGUCUCCCCACCACCCGGACCGCUAUGUCAUCUGUGACUCGGAGUUAGGGCUGUACCGUAUUGGACCUGUUGGCAGCUCAGAAGCCAAGGCUGGUACUCUCCCACUCUCUGAAGAAACUGCUGCUACUUUACUAGCCAUUAACUCUGACACCCCUUACAUGAAAUGUGUUGCCUGGUACCCAAAGCAUGAGCCUGAGUGUUUGCUCGCUGUGGGCCAAGCUAAUGGCAGAGUGGUGCUAACCAGCCUGGGCCAGAGCAACAGUUCCACAUGUAAAGAGCUGGUGGGGAAAGAUUUGGUGCCCAAACAUGCCCGCCAGUGCAACACUUUAGCCUGGAACCCCGUGGACAGCAACUUGCUGGCUGCUGGGCUAGACAAACACAGAGCAGACUUCUCUGUCCUUAUAUGGGACAUCAGUAGUAAGUUUUCUCCGGAGGCCAGUAUAGCAGCUGAGAAGAUUCGUCUCUCAUCUGUGGAUUUGGACUCGAGCACAGUAGUGACCAAACCAUUGUAUGAAUUAGGCCAGAAUGAUGCUUGUCUGUCCCUCUGCUGGCUGCUUCGUGACCCAAAGCUACUAUUGGCUGGCAUGCACCGGAACCUUGCAAUAUUUGACCUGAGAAACACAAGUCAGAAAACAUUUGUCAACACCAAGGCCAUCCAGGGGGUGACAGUCGAUCCGCACUUCCAUGACCGUGUGGCAUCCUUUUUUGAGGGACAGGUGGCCAUCUGGGAUCUGAGGAAGUUUGAGAAGCCUGUGCUAACACUCACCGAACAACCAAAACCACUCACUAAGGUGGCUUGGUGUCCAACUCGUACCGGCCUGCUGGCCACACUGACACGCGACAGCAACAUCAUCCGUCUGUAUGACAUGCAACACACUCCUACACCCAUCGGCGAUGAGAUGGAGCCCACCAUCAUUGAGCGCAGCGUGCAGCCUUGUGAAAGCCAGAUCGGCAGCUUUGCUUGGCAUCCAUCCUCUCAGAACCGCAUGGUGGUGGUGUCAGCAGCCAACCGGGUCAUGGCCGACUUCACUGUGUUUGAACGCAUCUCACUGGCUUGGAGCUCCACCACUUCGCUCAUGUGGGCCUGUGGCAGACACCUUUACAACUGUGUUGAGGAUGGGGCUGAAGGAGUGGAAAGCAUGAUUGACAAAGACAUUGCCACAAAGAUGAGACAGAGGGCUCAAUCCAGGUAUGGGCAUGAUACCAUCCAGGUAUGGAGGAACCAUAUCCUGGCCGGAGGGAACGAUCCGCAGCUCAAAUCCUUGUGGUAUGAUUUGUUCUAUAUGAAGCAAUGUGCAGAGGAUAUGGAGCUGAAACUGCAGGGGAACAAGCAGUCUGUGGUCUACUCUGGUAUCAAGAAUAUUGUCAAGACCAGUUCAGGCACAACAGAGAGCCGCAGGUGUUGGAGCGGCUCGGACCGUCAGACAGAUGUGACACGGUACUACAGUGAGGAGCGCUACCUUGCCCUGCGCCUCUGUGGCUGGAUCAGCCGGGGUCCCGACAUCGACAUGGAGACCUUCCUGCGAUCCCUGGAGCAGGAUCGUGAGUGGGAGCGGGCGGCCGCUGUUGCGCUGUUCAACCUGGACAUCCGCCGGGCCAUUCAGAUCCUUAACAGGGGAGCCACUGCUGUGAAGGGUGACCUGAAUCUGAAUGUGGUUGCCAUGGCUCUGUCAGGCUACACCGAUGAGAAGUCCUCCCUGUGGAGAGAGAUGUGCAGCUCUCUGAGGCUGCAGCUGAAGAAUCCCUACCUCUGUGUCAUGUUUGCCUUUCUCACCAGUGAGCCUGGAGCCUAUGAUGGCAUGCUGUAUGAGAGCAGUGUCGCUGUGCGAGACCGUGUUGCCUUUGCCUGUAUGUUUCUCAGUGAUGCACAGCUGCCUCGAUACAUUGACAAACUAACCAAUGAGAUGAAGGAGGCGGGCAACCUGGAGGGCAUCCUACUGACAGGGCUGACGAAAGACGGCGUAGAUCUAAUGGAGAGUUACGUGGAUCGAACUGGCGACGUCCAGACUGCCAGCUUCUGCAUGUUGAAGGGUUCCCCAGGGGAAGUGUUAAAGGACCCUCGAGUCCAAUGCUGGAUUGAAAACUACCGCAACCUGCUGGAUGCGUGGAGGUUCUGGCACAAACGGGCUGAGUUUGACAUCCACAGAGGCAAAAUGGACCCCAGCUCCAAACCACUGGCUCAGGUGUUUGUGAGCUGUAACUUCUGUGGGAAGUCCAUCUCCUACAGCUGCUCAGCGAUGCCUCACCAGGGCCGUGGCUUCAGCCAGUAUGGUGUCAGCGGCUCACCGACCAAGUCAAAAGUCACCAGUUGCCCUGGCUGCAGAAAACCCCUGCCACGCUGUGCCCUCUGCCUGAUGAACAUGGGCACACCUGUUUCCAAUUGCCCAGGAACAGGGAAAUCAGACGAGAAGGUGGACUUGACAAGGGAGAACAAACUAGCUCAGUUUAACAACUGGUUCACCUGGUGUCACAACUGCCGACACGGUGGCCACGCUGGCCACAUGCUCAGCUGGUUCAGAGACCACACUGAGUGCCCAGUGUCGGCUUGUACAUGUAAAUGCAUGCAGCUGGACACCACAGGGAACCUGGUGCCUUCAGACAGCAGCUAAACAGGAGGAGCCUGACACCUUCUGAAUCCAAACACCAGCCUGACACCAACCAGUGCAGGUUCACUGACAGCUGGACAAGGGACAAAGGAUGCCAGCAGUGUCCAUCUCUGAAGUUGCUGCUUGAAUAGAGUUAUGGCCUAGUGAAUGUAACUAUAUGAAGAAGGGGAUGUAGUGUGUGUUACCUAUCUGACUAACUGAGUCAAUGAUAGAAGGGGAGCAAAUGCAUACUUGCUGCUCUUCUAAUCAAAAUCUCAAUCAGGAAAAAUGCAAGAGGCUCUGUUGUAAUCAGCCUCCUUCAGUCUACCCUGAGCCAGGCUUAUGGUGUUACUGUGAUCUAUUAAAACAUUCAAAUGUCCACUAACACAUCAGGUUGUAAUGAUCUGGUCACAGGUGCCAAUAUGUCUGAGCUGUAUUUUGUGGCUUGUGUUUUAAUACGCUACUUAACAUCCGUGUUUAUCUUAAGAAAGAAUCUUUGCGUACCUCAUGAAAGCAUUGUUUGCCAUGAGGGAUGGUACCUUGGGUGAUGGAGCAUAGUGUAGCACACAGUAACAACACUGUCUUGCUCUCUUCAUGUUCAUCUGUGCUGCUCUCCAUCUGGCAUUGUGCGGGAGGGCUUCCAGUGUAAGGGGUAGUUUUGGGGGGAAAGGACAAGGAAUUGGAGAAGGUAGGGGUGGUGGAGGAGGAGGCUUUAUUCACCAGCCCACUCCAGGCCUGUGGUCCAUGAAAAAGGCUCCCCAGAAAACAGCAGCUGCUCGGCACUCUGACAAGACCCUCCAGAUUGUUUCCCUCAUAAAGAACCUCAGCUGCCGGAACACUAUUGACUCAAAGAGAGGGCGAGAGAACAGACAGCCUGAGCCCAAACCCCCCCCCUUCCUACACAUACACAGACUUGCCCUCCCUUUCUUUUUCCCUCUCUCUGCUGCCCAAAUUGCACCCAAAUCUUUACAUACCACACAUCAAUCCAAGGAUGGGCGCCGUCUGCAGGGGGAUGGCUGUGUGUAAGCCACAUUGUAAAUAUCUCUGCCACCCUCCCCGCUCAGUCACUAACCCAGGGAGGCAUUGUAAGUGAGAGACACCCUGCACCAGAGCUGGCUAAAUUACUUAGUCAUGGAGUAGGGAGGAGGAGGUGAGGAGGAGCUGGGGUGGCACAGGAGCUACUGUAUGCUGCUUUUAUCAGGGUCUUUCCCGGUGUGGGAGGUUUUAUAGGCCUGCAUGGCCUUUUGUGAACCGUAUUGGAGUGGAGCUGACAAAUUGGCAAGCCGUGUAGCAUCCCAAAAAACAGAGUGGCUGGAAUUUCAUCCUUUAAGUGUUUCUUGUAUUUGCCUUUUAAAUAAAUUGUGACUGACAAAUUGGA